AUAAUUCCCUUCUUAGAAAUUUGUCCCUUUUCAUCGGAUUAUCUUCUCCAUCUUGCAAUGUCUCCGGUCGCUGUCCAGGACGGCUCUUUCCCCGCCCUCUUAGAGGGUCUUAAAACUGCGCCCAAUGAUGCAGAAGCGAAAGGUGCGGCGGAGAAACUCGCAGUUCAAGUCAAGCAUGCCGGGCUACAAUCUCUCACUGACAGCGAUGUCAUCUCUACUCUCACUGUAUACGCUAACAACAAGAAGUCUGGCUUCGAGCGCGAAUCAGCCCCUGUGGGUCUCCAAGCGUUGGCACGUGUAUGCGGUCAUGGCUUCGAGCCUGCCUUACUUGAGACUAUCCCCACACUAUUCGAGUUGUAUAUGGACAAGGGCGAUGUAGUACGAUCCGCUGCAGACAAGGCCGUCAAGGCUAUCCUCAAGCUCGCCCCACCGGAAGCGACACGGCCCAUUCUUGAUGUCCUCGAGGGUGUGCUGGAAGCGGGGAAAUGGCGGACCAAGGUCGGCGUUCUCAAGGCCAUCCAGGGCCUCAUCCCCACCGCGAAAGAACAGUUGGGUCAAGAGCUGGCAUCCAUUUUGCUGAAAAUUGAACACGCUAUGCAUGACACCAAGGCUGAGGUAUCCUCGGCUUCCAUCGCAUGUGCUACUGCGCUUUGCAAGACCAUCGACAAUGCUGAUAUCCUACCCUUCAUCCCCGAUCUCGUUGGCUGCAUGGCUCGUCCGGACGCAGUUCCAGCAUGUGUCAAGAAGCUUGCAUCGACUACCUUCGUCGCAGAAGUGACUGCACCGGCAUUGGCAGUCAUGGUUCCCCUACUGUCCCGUGCAUUGAACGAACGGAGCAUGGAGACUCAGCGCCUUACGGUCAUCGUGAUCGACAACCUUGUCAAGCUUGUGCGUGAUCCUGCGGUUGCUGCCCGAUACCUCAGCGCUCUUGUUCCUGGUGUGGAUCAGAUCGCAAAAAGCGCAAGCUUCCCUGAAGUCCGUGCAUUUGCCAACACUGCGCUCACGACAUUGCUGAAAGCAGGUGCCUCGGCCACCUUCACCCCGCCCCCACCACGUGACAUCGCAAAGGAGACAGAUGCGGUAUAUGCUGUUAUCCUCGCGAGCCUUCCAGGGUUCCUUCUCAUGCCUGCCAAGCCUAACUCUCCCACGCCAACGCCAUUCCAUCCUCAACUGGAGAAAUCAGCCCGGUGGAGCGCUGGUCUUGUCGCUGACUUAGUCAGGGACCGUAACUUCGACGUGAAGGCAUGGAAUCGCUGCUUGAGUGUGUAUCUUGGAUGGUGGGUUGGAGGCGCGGAAGACGGGAAGAAAGUUGGUGGCAAGGUCAGGCAGGCGUUUAUGGAUGCCGAUCGGGCAAAGAACGCCCCAGCGGACACUGGUGAUGACGAGGAGGGCGAACUUCUUUGCGACAUCUUGUUUUCCCUCGCCUACGGUGCUCUGUUGCUCCUUAACCACACGACGCUGCGCCUCUAUCGUGGACAUCGCUACGGUAUCGUCGCUGGCAACGGUCAGGGCAAGAGUACUCUUAUGAAGGCAAUCCGCGAUGGAAAGGUUGAGAACUUCCCCCCCCAGUCCGAACUACGCGCCGUCAUGGUCGAGCACUCGCUGCAGGGCGAGGAUGCCAGCCUGGCUAUCCUCGACUUCAUCGUCUCUGACAAGCAGCUGAAGGGAGUGCCUCGAGAGACGAUCGCCGCUCAGUUGCGGGAAGUUGGAUUCGAUGAUGCCAGGCAGCAGGAAACUGUCGGGUCCCUUUCUGGUGGCUGGAAGAUGAAGCUGGAGCUAGCUCGUGCUAUGCUUUACCAUGCCGAUCUCCUGCUGCUGGAUGAGCCGACUAACCAUCUUGACGCCGCCUCGGUCAAGUGGCUCCAGGAAUAUCUCGUUUCCCUGAAGCACGUUACCAGUCUCAUUGUCAGCCACGACUCGGGCUUCCUGGAUGCUGUCACAACCGACAUCAUGCACUAUGAAACCAAAAAGCUUGUAUACUACAAGGGCAACCUUGCUUCCUUCGUUGAGAAGCACCCUGAGGCUAAGUCCUACUACACGCUCGCCGCAACCUCCAUCAAAUUCGCAUUCCCAUCCCCUGGUUCCUUGAUGGGUGUACGAUCAAACACGCGCGCGAUUUUGAAACUCUCUCACUGCACCUUCGCCUACCCAGGCAAGCCGACGCCACAACUCAAGGAUGUCUCCUGCGCUCUGUCUUUGUCCAGUCGCGUAGGUGUUAUUGGGCCCAACGGAGCUGGCAAGUCCACCCUCAUCAAACUCAUCACGGGCGAGACGUCUCCUCAAGAAGGCACCGUCGUCAAACAUCCCAGCUUGCGCGUCGGCUAUGUCGCGCAGCAUGCGACCCAUCAUAUUGAUCGUCACUUGGAGAAGACACCUGUUCAGUACAUCCAAUGGCGUUAUCAGGACGGGCAUGAUCGUGAAUUGCUCGAAAAGGCGACACGUGUUCUCACGGAUGCGGAAAGGGCACAGCUCGAGGUCGAGUUCGUUGGCAAGAAUGGAGAGAAACGGAAGAUCGAAAUGAUCAUGGGUCGCCAAAAGCUGAAGAAGAGUCUUCAGUAUGAAGUCAAGUGGCGCGGUCUCGACCAUCGAUUUAACAGCUGGAUUCCUCGUGACGAACUCGUUGAAAAGGGUUUCUUAAAACUUGUUGGGCAAUUUGACGACAUCGAAUCGUCGCGAGAAGGUGCUGGGACGCGCGAGACAUCGACGGUGGUUGUGCGCAAGCAUCUGGAAGAUGUUGGAUUGGAUGGUGACAUUGCCCAAUACAACGAAAUGAAGGGUCUCUCUGGAGGUCAGAAGGUUAAAGUUGUUAUUGCUGCGGCAAUGUGGAACAACCCCCAGUUGCUCGUCCUUGAUGAGCCAACGAACUUCUUGGAUAGAGAGGCUUUGGGCGGUCUCGCUGUUGCGAUUCGUGACUGGAGUGGGGCUGUCAUCAUCAUCAGCCACAACGACGAGUUCGUCAGCGCACUGUGCCCAGAAAUUUGGAACGUCAAUGCUGGUGUGUUGACAAAGCAAGGGAAGGUUGCGGUCAUCGAUGAAGCAUUCCUGGAUGUCAAGACUGCCAAGUCAAGCCGCAGCAACACACCUUCUGCGACACCGGCGGGCACCACCCCGGACGCUUCUACCCUACCGACGCCUGCGGGUUCUGGCGCAGAAGAUUCGAAACCGGCGAGUGGUGUUGCCACACCUCUCAAGAAGAAGAAGAAGCAGACUCGUAACCAAAUGAAGGCGCAGGAAGAGCGGCGACGUGUUCGUAAGCUGAAUUGGCUGACCUUCGGUGGGCCAAAGCCGGAGGAUACGGACAGCGACUGAGAUGAUAUGAGUCUCUGAUUUCCUUUCCGCUUCAUUACUCGAAAGAUGCAACGUGUUUUGUAGUGGGAAUGUUGUACAAAUAGCGGCAUAGACUAUAGAAUAUUUCAUGGCUUGU
Messenger RNA from Dacryopinax primogenitus, 3424 nucleotides. RefSeq lists its product as uncharacterized. The coding region runs from base 58 to 3309 and encodes 1083 amino acids. NCBI's taxonomy places the organism in Eukaryota, Fungi, Basidiomycota, Dacrymycetes, Dacrymycetales, Dacrymycetaceae. The record is from RefSeq and is a predicted model, not a curated record. The transcript has 7 exons. Gene Ontology annotation, molecular function: ATP binding; ATP hydrolysis activity.